This is a messenger RNA of Coregonus sp. 'balchen', 14862 nucleotides long. Lineage: Eukaryota; Metazoa; Chordata; Actinopteri; Salmoniformes; Salmonidae. The record is from the annotation of a GenBank genome assembly.
AUGGCUUAUUCACCCCAUGGUUGGUGGUCUAUCCUCAUUGGCAUCACUUUCCUGUGUGCCAUAGGGUCCAGUAGAGGUAAGUGGUCUAUUCACCAAUCAUGUAGGCUACCUAAUAAGAGUCAUGUCAAGAACACGUGAUAUUCUUCCUUAGUGAUACUUCAAAGCAUUUGUCCAAGAUAGAUUCAUACAAUGUCCAAGACACCAUUUCUCCCUGUCCACAGACCGUGUACUCUGCAAGUCUGCGUUUGCCUUGAACUGUUCUCAUAUGCUGAAGGAGGACACUUGAUCUUUUAAUAAACACCCUCUGAAUAUAUCUCUAAUAGUAUGAGCUGAUUUCUUGCUGUCUCACUUCUCUGUGUGCCAAUAGUCACCAAACUACAGUAUUGUACAGUAUUGAGCGCAGGCUUUUAUUCUAGCCCAGCAUGAACACACCUGAUUCUACAAAUAUAUAAUAUUUAUGGUGUGUUAUUGGUGGGUUAUAACAAAAACCUGCACACCCUGUAGCUUACCAAAACCAGUGCUGGUGACCCUUGUUCCGCUGUGUUUUCUGUUCCGCUUCUAUGACAAUGGUGCUAAAACAAGUCUAUUUAACUUCCAUUUUCUUUCAAAAGUUGCUGACUAUUUUGCUCAUCUUCAGUUUACUCCUCUGUUCAUUCCCCAGUAAGGUAACAACAGUUUUCUUUGUUGUUUUGUUGUGCCUCCAGCUGAUAAGCCGUGUACUGCAUCAUCCAGCAUUGGGGACCUGGUCCUUCUGGGCUCCAGCUUCCAGGUGUUCUGUACCUAUCAGGCCAGCUGUGGAGCUUCCAAAUCAAUGCACAUAGACAAGAAGAAAACACAUCAAAUGCAGCCCUACAACUCUACAACUAUAUUCCUUAAUGUGACAAACAUAAGUAAAAACACAACGUACACCUGCUUGUGUGAAGGAGAACCUGAGCCUUGUGGACUCGACAUUGAUACUGGAUGUAAGUAUGGAAUAGUAUACUCUGCAAUAGAGUAUUCUGCAAUACCAGAGCACUCUGCAAUACUUAACUAAAGCGUUGACAGUGACCAGAAUAACUUGCUGAGAGUAACUAUAGGGCUGGGGCUGUGAAACCAAACUGAAUGGGAGAGAUGGAGAAAAACAACUUGUGCGUUUUGACACUCAUGAUGCAAACACCGCUCCCUGAAUUAGCCAGUCAGAUAUGCAGUGUGACAUAUUUUCAUCAAGUAGUCUUUAAGUGCAACAUGUGGUGGAGGAGUUGCAUUAUAAAGUUUGCUCUAUACCUCUUGGAGCCUACUAGUCUGACUACUAACUAGUUCAACCCAUGUCAGUGUCAGCACUUCUAACAGGUGUGUCAGAGGUGCAAGUUUAAAUGAUACACAUCUAACUCUCAUGUCAGUGGUCUUUAAAGGAGCAAGACCAUCACAUGCUGGUUACUGGUCCAAAGCACAAUGAGAAAAACACUUUGUCCCAGACCAUGUCCUUUCGUGUUGUUGAUGUAUUGUCAUGGUUACCUUGCAGACCCACCUGACCUGCCAGAAAAUGUAACCUGCAUCCAGAAAGGAGAAUUUGGAGAGGUGAUGUGUCAAUGGAGGAGAGGAAGGGAAACUCACCUGACAACCACUUCAAAGCUCUGGUGAGUUUGGAAGAGAAAGAGAAAGGGACAGGCAGUACUGUGUCAUGUAUCAAAUCAUAGCUUAAUAGGGAUCUGAGCUGAGGAAUCGCAGGGUUGUUGGUCUCUCUCACAUGUUGGAGCAGCCUUGGUGGUCAAGCAUACUUCUGCUACCAACAACCCAAUAUGGCAAGACAACGACAAGUUUAAGUAAAAACAGACUCAUCACUGUUAUGUUCUGCUCAGUAUAGUUUUUCCCCAUACAGACUCAAAUACGGAGAAUAAAACAAAAAGAGAAAAAAAGAAAAGGAAAAUGCACAUGAGAUAGAACACCCAGCUGGUAUGGAUGAGGUGUACUGUAAAGUAAAGAAUGACUUGUAUGUGUUUCAUGUGUUUCAGGGUGAGAGCUGUGUUUGGUAACAGCACAGCAGGAUCUGUAUCCUACCCUGGUUCUGGUUCCAGGUCUGAUCCUGGUCUAGUCUCAGCUCAUUUCUCUGUGUCUGGUUCUGUCCAGACUAAGUACUCCGUGUGGGCCAGCUCCUCUAACAAGCUGGGCUCUGCUGUGUCCACCACCCUCAACUUCACACUCAACCACAUUGGUACGGCAGCUGCAAAGGAACAAAAAAUAAUAUAACACUGAUUAUGCAAUUUUGAACAUUCGGCACCUGUAUGAGCAAAUGUGCACCUAUCUAUGCAUUUAGCAAUCAUUGCUUAUUUUUUUAAAUUUUUGUGCAAUUACAAAUUAAUUCAUUCACUAUUUUAACAUUUAACUGCAGUGAGCUGUAAAUCAAAUGUUAUUUGUCACAUGCGCCAAAUACAACAGGUGUAGACCUUACAGUGAAAUGCUUACUUACAAGCCAUUAACCAACAAUGCAGUUUUAAGAAAAAUAAGUGUUAAAGAUAAAUAAGUGUUAAUCAGGGUCACACAGAGUGUUUCUUGGGUCACAGAGAGUGUUUCUUGGUAGUCCUAAACAAAUCUACUGAAACAAAAGUAUACACCUUCCACACAUGGUUAUGGGCUUAAAAAAUAUACCAUGUACCAUGUCAGAUAUAGAGUUUAAAUGUAUUCAAUUUUGAGUUUGCAUCCCAAUAUUACACUUUAUAUACAUCAUAGAAGACUGAAACAUAACAGAACCAUUCAACAUAGAAACACUGGAUUUUUGGCGUAAAAAAAGAAUGGACGUUUAUUAAUUAUAACAUUCCACCAUAAGGCCACUAGAGAGCGCUUUGGUCAUUUGACUUCUAGGCUUUGUAAUCUACCUAACGUUUGUUUUAGAAAUGACCAAUGCAGCAGUUAUGAUGCAUUCUAGAUGAGUACUAAAAGAUGUUUGUCAGGUUUGGGUGAGUAAUAUCACUGGUGAGGCUCUCUGCACUCUGCAUCCACUACUGUACUCUCUCGGUCCAUACUAACUGUCCUACGUGUAUCCCUGUCCAUAUUGACUGCUCUCUCUCUCUCUCUCUCUCUCGCUCUCGCUCUCACUCUCACUCUCACUCUCGCUCUUUCUCUUUCUCUCUCUCUCUCUCUCUCUCUCUCUCUCUCUCUCUGUCUCUCUCUUUCUCUCUCUCUCUCUCUAUAGUGCAGCCCAGGCCCCCUGCUGUGUCCCAGGUAGAGUGCUGGUCGCGGGGCUGUGAGGUCAGGGUGGAGGAGGCUCAGGGAGCUCAGCUCCUGGAGGUCCAGCAGAGAGCAGCCCAGGGACCAGGACCAUGGAUAUCACACCCAUACACUGUAAGAACCACUGUCACACAGUUACCCACGCACUGUAAACAUCACCUGCCAUAUAGGGAACUGACUGAGUAUUGACCAUUAUACACAUACAAUCCAAUGCUGCUUUGCUAGAAGUUGAGUUGCAAAACCGUUGCAAGACACACACAAGACACAACCUCACAUGUAAGAUUUGACCUUAAACCACAAGACCUCUCGGCUGAGUCAGAAGCAGAGGCAGAUUUGACUGGGGUUUGCAGAUCCCUGCCAAGCCAGUCAAGCAUCUAUAUGUCUUCACUUUUUAGUAGUCCACUCAUGCCUUGUCUGCCUUGGCAGCCCCCCACAUGCAAGUCUUAUGAUUGUGUAAUGAAUAUGUAAUAAUUGUCUUAUAAAUGUGUAAUACAUGUCUUAUAAAAGUAAUACUGUGUUCUGACUGCUGUGCCUCACAGGCAGGUUCAGUGAGGAACCAGUCCAUUGUGUCUCUGCAGCCCUACACAGAGUAUGAGUUCCAGGCCAGGGUCAGACUGAGCCAUGAGAGAGGCAUCUGGAGUGACUGGAGCCCACCCCUCUCUAACCAGACACAGGAGGAGGGUAAGAACACUAGCACUGCACUGUCUGGGUGAUUCGUUGGUCCUGCGGAUGGCCUUUAUAGACGGGUUGGUUGUUUAGCAACAAAGCUGACUUGUGUGCAACUAUGGGGCAAAACAGACAGGGUUGGCUUAGAUUGUUGACAACAUGUUAACUAUACUUUGUCUCCAACGUUUAUUGAAAGCAUAAAUAAAGUUUCACAAUAUGCACUUGUUGUCUCUCAAAUAUACUGAACAGAAAUAUAUACGCAACAUGCAACAAUUUCAACGAUUUUACUGAGUUACAGUUCAUAUAAGGAAAUCAGUCAAUUGAAAUAAAUGUAUUAGGCCCUAAUCUAUGGAUUUCACAUGACUGGGCAGGGGCGCAGCAAUGGGUGGGCCUGGGAGGGCAUAGGCCCACCUACUUGGGAGCCAGGCCCAUCCACUGGGGAGCCAGGCCCAGCCAAUCAGAAUGAGUUUUUCCCCACAAAAGGGCUUCAUUACAGACAGAAAUACUUCUCAGUUUCAUCAGCUGUCCGGGUGGCUGGUCUUGAAUGAUCCCGCAGGUGAAGAAGCUUGAUGUGCAGGUCCUGGGCUGACGUACUGCCAAAUUCUCUAAAAUGAUGUUGGCGGUGGGUUAUGGUAGAGAAAUUAACAUUCAAUUCUCUGGCAACAGCUCUGGUGGACAUUCCUGCAGUCAGUCAGCAUGUCAAUUGCACACUCCCUCAAAACAAGGCAUCUGUGGCAUUGUGUUGUGUGACAAAACUGCACACUUUGGAGUGGCCUUUUAUUGUCCCCAGCACAAGGUGCACCUGUGUAAUGCUCAUGUUUGCCAUAUUAGCAUAGACGUGACAUCAGUCAAAACACCUCAAAGCAAGACAUGGUAUCCAGAACAAGAUAAAACUAACUGAAACGAGCCACUUAUGAUUCCCCACAUGGCAGUUUCUUGUCGUUGUUGCUAGCUAUCUGGCCAUCCAAAAUCACAACAACACACAAACUUCUGUCCCACUGAAGUGUGCACAUCGUUUUCAUGACUUUCUCAGCUAACCCAUCUAUAGCAGAACCAGUGAUGUACAGUUAUAUACGCCUGGUAACUGGGGUUCUAUCAUACAUCUCUAUCAGUGACAGAUUCAGUGGACAUGUGUCACUUUAUUAAUGAUGCCCUGUAGUAUACUGUACUGGUUGGUUGUGACUCUAAGUUAUUGUGCAGUUGUGUGCUACAGAGUAUGAAAGAGAGACAGAGAGUAGAAAUCGGUUUGAACAUGAUGAGGUGGAAAAGAAGAUGCUCAGGGAAAGUUUCAGUUUUGACAUUGUAUAGAUGAUGUCAGAUUACAGAUGUAGUUUAGACAUAGUUUUCCCUUCACACACCUGCAUAUAGAGCCUAAUCAAAGGUGAACCCUGUCUACAAGUCAACAGUUUCCUGUGAGUGUAGAAAACAUGAUUUAGAUUAAACUGAGUUGUAUCACAGAGAUAAGCUUGCCCUCUCUAUACCUACACUUACAUAGAGCAUUGUGAAACAUGCAUCUAAGAAGGUUUAAUCUGAUCCCAGGCCAGGAGAUUUCAGGUGUUUCUGGAAACACCUCAUAACAUAGUGUUCAUCAUCAUACUGAGAGGAACAACAAAGUAUCCUUAUGGUCAACACUAAGCAGGAUCAUAUCGUAUAAUGAUCGGCAUCACAAAUUUAGAAUUGACGUGUACUGGAUAAUUUAUCAUCUGGCUAAAUACGGUAACACUGCCUUCAUUCAGUGAAGUGACUUCAUUAAUUUACAGUGAAACGAUACUGUUCUUUAUUUCAUGCGUUGUUUUACCGACCAGUACUCAUCAUGUAUAAGUAGAAGAUGAGAAAAUAAUGUCCCUCGGCAGUAUUGAGUGACAGUCUUUAACUUUGAGAGUGUCUCUGCAUCUCUGAGAGCUAUCAACCACACCAUCACCCUGUAGGAGAGAUAGUCACAGUGUGGUAGCCUCACCAUAACCUCACCUCCCUUCUCUGUCGUCAUUCAUCUGCUCUGUAAGCCACAUGGCCCACUGCUGUGCGUAUUUGUGUUGGUGUGUGUGUGCGCACAGCAACCAAAAUUCCCCCUCUCUCACUUCCUGAUCAUCAAGGGAGGAGUUUCUUUUUCAUUGAACAAAAAGUAAGAUACGGAAAAACAUUGAACGAUGACCCACAUUUUGAAACUUAACAAGAUUAGGCAUGACAGGUCAACAGAUAUCAGAAAAGACGAUGAAACAUAAACAUCUUAACUCCUCAAGUGUUGAUGUGGUAAUUAUGAGGAUAAGCAGCUACCCAUUAAUCUUGAUGACAUUAUUCUGGUGAAAUAAAUACAUUAGAGAUAAGGCAUUGGCUUACACUGGAAGUGAUGUGCAACUUCCCUGCGGGGUUAAUUAAGUGUUUGCUUCUUGGAGGUGGACAAACCUCGUUGUUACCAUCAUUUAUGAGAGAUGCUAUCACCUUUUUUGGAAUACCAAGAAUUUGACAUAACCCAGAUAAGCACCUCAUGCCAAAUAAGCCUUUUAGUAGCGCAUCUGAAUUAUAUUUGAUGAUGCUGUGUUUGUCCUGUCUGCUGACUUACAGGAUGCAGAUCAAAUCAGUCUGGAAUUAUAUGUCACUUUGGUUGGCAGUUUAUUAUUUGAUGCAAAAACUGUAAAAAUGUUGUUUCCAGGAAAUAUUAGUAAUGUCUGAGACACGUCCUUGUUCUGAAGAAAACAUAAUGAAGGUUGUCAGAUGGUUAUCAAAACACAAAAUAGGCUGAAGGCUGAUGGCUAUCACAAUGACCUUGUACAUACAAGCUAUGUACUUAAUGGAUAGAAUAGAAUAGUACUUUAUUGGUGCCAACCACCCAGACAUCAUACAAAUACACAGCAAACAUUUUGGGAGUAUACAUCAAUUUUGGGAGGAGCAUGGGGUCAGCCACAGCUAACUGUUGCAAAGAAUAAACGGUUUGUAUGCUGUGCUCUUUUACAGCACCUGCCAAGGCCCUGGAUGUGUGGUACACAACCUCCAACUCUCCCAACAACUCCAUCACUUUACACUGGAAGGUGAGCAUUCAAACAGAUGUCUUAAUAUAUACACUGCUCAAAAAAAUAAAGGGAACACUUAAACAACACAAUGUAACUCCAAGUCAAUCACACUUCUGUGAAAUCAAACUGUCCACUUAGGAAGCAACACUGAUUGACAAUACAUUUCACAUGCUGUUGUGCAAAUGGAAUAGACAACAGGUGGAAAUUAUAGGCAAUUAGCAAGACACCCCCAAUAAAGAAGUGGUUCUGCAGGUUGUGACCACAGACCACUUCUCAGUUCCUAUGCUUCCUGGCUGAUGUUUUGGUCACUUUUGAAUGCUGGCGGUGCAUUCACUCUGGUGGUAGCAUGAGACGGAGUCUACAACCCACACAAGUGGCUCAGGUAGUGCAGCUCAUCCAGGAUGGCACAUCAAUGCGAGCUGUGGCAAGAAGGUUUGCUGUGUCUGUCAGCAUAGUGUCCAGAGCAUGGAGGCGCUACCAGGAGACAGGCCAGUACAGGAGGGCAACAACCCAGCAGCAGGACCGCUACCUCCGCCUUUGUGCAAGGAGGAGCAGGAGGAGCACUGCCAGAGCCCUGCAAAAUGACCUCCAGCAGGCCACAAAUGUGCAUGUGUCUGCUAAAACGGUCAGAAACAGACUCCAUGAGGGUGGUAUGAGGGCCCGACGUCCACAGGUGGGGGUUGUGCUUACAGCCCAACACCGUGCAGGACGUUUGGCAUUUGCCAGAGAACACCAAGAUUGGCAAAUUCGCCACUGGCGCCCUGUGCUCCUCACAGAAGAAAGCAGGUUCACACUGAGCACGUGACAGACGUGACAGAGUCUGGAGACGCCGUGGAGAACGUUCUGCUGCCUGCAACAUCCUCCAGCAUGACCGGUUUGGCGGUGGGUCAGUCAUGGUGUGGGGUGGCAUUUCUUUGGGGGGCCGCACAGCCCUCCAUGUGCUCGCCAGAGGUAGCCUGAAUGCCAUUAGGUACCGAGAUGAGAUCCUCAGACCCCUUGUGAGACCAUAUGCUGGUGCGGUUGGCCCUGGGUUCCUCCUAAUGCAAGACAAUGCUAGACCUCAUGUGGCUGGAGUGUGUCAGCAGUUCCUGCAAAAGGAAGGCAUUGAUGCUAUGGACUGGCCCGCCCGUUCCCCAGACCUGAAUCCAAUUGAGCACAUCUGGGACAUCAUGUCUCGCUCCAUCCACCAACGCCACAUUGCACCACAGACUGUCCAGGAGUUGGCGGAUGCUUUAGUCCAGGUCUGGGAGGAGAUCCCUCAGGAGACCAUCCGCCACCUCAUCAGGAGCAUAUCCAGGCGUUGUAGGGAGGUCAUACAGGCACGUGGAGGCCACACACACUACUGAGCCUCAUUUUGACUUGUUUUAAGGACAUUACAUCAAAGUUGGAUCAGCCUGUAGUGUGGUUUUCCACUUUAAUUUUGAGGGUGACUCCAAAUCCAGACCUCCAUGGGUUGAUACAUUUGAUUUCCAUUGAUAAUUUUUGUGUGAUUUUGUUGUCAGCACAUUCAACUAUGUAAUGAAAAAAGUAUUUAAUAAGAUUAUUUCAUUCAUUCAGAUCUAGGAUGUGUUGUUUAAGUGUUCUCUUUAUUUUUUUGAGCAGUGUAUAUUCUAUAGUAUUCACUGUGGUGUUUUUGCAGACUUUACUGUAGUAUUCACUGUGUUGUUUUUGUGCAAAAACAUUACAGUUAAUACUGUAGUAUUUACAGUAGUGUUUUUGUGGACAUGCCUGUACUGUAGUAUUUAUGAUGGGACAUUGAUACCGGAGCUCCAAUGCAGUUUUCAAAGCACUACUGAUCCAAUACAAUGUACCGAUGCUCGUUUCAAAGUAUCAUUAUCGCGUGAUCAAUGACGCCCGAAGCUUUGUUUGAUCAUGUGGUUUUUCAAACAGUGGUUUGCAAAAUGAGAGAUCCCACAGAUUUCGCCAUGGUUACGGUGCUUUCUUCGAUUCCAAGUUGCUUUCAAACACUGACUACUGUACACCUUACUUAUAAUGUAAUUUAGUUAAGAUUUUGUGAUGUAGUGUCACCGGAACGGUAGCUCAGCAGGUAGUCGGGGAACAGUUAAUGGGGUUGAUUCCUGGCGAAGGCUUAUUAUUUAGAAAAUUGUUUUAUGUGACACCACACUUUCUGCACAUGUUUAUUUAGUAUGGUAUAAGCUUCUGUCUAAAGCAUCCAAAAUAAUGCCAUAGAUUCCGUUUUUGACAGCAAAACAAAAGGGAUUCACAGCUAAAAAGGGAAGCAUGAUGUAAGGUGAAAACCUGUAAUGGUAAAUUAUAGUAGGCUAUUAACACCCACAAUGAACCGCUGUGCCACAGAGAUUUUAUGAAUAUUGUGGAAAAAAACGUAUUUAUGAACAUCCUCGCUGCUUUAUAUUGCUAACCGGCAGAUGUCACAUUUGACAACCGUUCCCCAUGUGUAUCAAGAAUAGUCCACCGUCAAAAGGACAUCCAGCCAACUUUACACAACUUUGGGAAGCAUUGGAGUCAACAUGUAGACACCUUGUAGAGUCCAUGCCCCGAUGAAUUGAGGCUGUUUCUGAGGGCAAAAGGCAGGGGGAUGCAACUCAAUAUUAGUAAGGUGUUCUUAAUGUUUUGUACACUCAGUGUAUAUGCCGUUUGUCAUAAAAUAUGGUGUCUCUAGCUCUAUCUAUCUCUGAGUAAUUAGGAAAAAAACUACAAGUUUUACUUUCGUCCUGGUUCUGUCCUAAACUGUAGCAUUUCAUGCGUCUGUAUAAAGCUUUCUUAGCCAUAGCUGCAGCCUGUGGUCUAGUUACUCCGCUAGCUCCGCUACAUUAGCUAAACGUUUAACUCUUACCUCUUCUGAGAGGGGAUACCACCACCCACCACCCCCCCCCCCCCAACCCCCCCCCAACCUCACCCCAUUGGUGUGAGAGGCUCCGUCUCCAAUGAUUUGUGAGACUGAAACCUGGGCCAGACACGUCACAGUUUCAGUUUACAAGAAACAGAAGAUGAGCAGUUUAAAAUAAAUGAUAGAUCCCUUACACACCUCUCCUCUCCCUGCAGGGAUAGCGUGCCUUCUUAGCUGUUCCUGGGGAAAUACAAUAAAGUUGAAUUAAAUGUUAAGCUAACACAAUGGUAGGGGCAUGUUGAUAUUGUUAUCAUCAUAACAAAUGUUGGAAAGGCAACAAUAUAGCUAACUGUAGAAACAGUCAGACUCUAGGGGAGAAUCUCAAUUACAUACUCCUCUCUCGUUGCCUCCUUCGCAAAACCCAUUGGAUGAGAAAGCCAGAGGUCUCUCACCUCUGACCUUCUCCUCCAAUGGGUUUUGAGAAGGAGAGAGAAGAGAGGACACGAGGAGUAUGCUAUUGAGAUUCUCCCUUGCUUUAGGAUUCUAUGCUGGGAAACAGAAAUGGGAUUAAAACACUGAUAGCCAAUCCUAUCACUGCAUCAUUUGUGGUUGUUGCCCAUGGAGUGGGCCUGUGUUUUAUACAGUGGGGAGAACAAGUAUUUGAUACACUUUAUGAUUUUUAAGUAAUUAAUUUGCAUUUGAUUGCAUGACAUAAGUAUUUGAUCACCUACCAACCAGUAAGAAUUCCGGCUCUCACAGACCUGUUAGUUUUUCUUUAAGAAGCCCUCCUGUUCUCCACUCAUUACCUGUAUUAACUGCACCUGUUUGAACUCGUUACCUGUAUAAAAAGACACCUGUCCACACACUCAAUCAAACAGACUCCAACCUCUCCACAAUGGCCAAGACCAGAGAGCUGUGUAAGGAUAUCAGGGAUAAAAUUGUAGACCUGCACAAGGCUGGGAUGGGCUACAGGACAAUAGGCAAGCAGCUUGGUGAGAAGGCAACAACUGUUGGCGCAAUUAUUAGAAAAUGGAAGAAGUUCAAGAUGACGGUCAAUCACCCUCGGUCUGGGGCUCCAUGCAAGAUCUCACCUCGUGGGGCAUCAAUGAUCAUGAGGAAGGUGAGGGAUCAGCCCAGAACUACACGGCAGGACCUGGUCAAUGACCUGAAGAGAGCUGGGACCACAGUCUCAAAGAAAACCAUUAGUAACACACUACGCCGUCAUGGAUUAAAAUCCUGCAGCGCACGCAAGGUCCGCCUGCUCAAGCCAGCGCAUGUCCAGGCCCGUCUGAAGUUUGCCAAUGACCAUCUGGAUGAUCCAGAGGAGGAAUGGGAGAAGGUCAUGUGGUCUGAUGAGACAAAAAUAGAGCUUUUUGGUCUAAACUCCACUCGCUGUGUUUGGCGGAAGAAGAAGGAUGAGUACAACCCCAAGAACACCAUCCCAACCGUGAAGCAUGGAGGUGGAAACAUCAUUCUUUGGGGAUGCUUUUCUGCAAUGGGGACAGGACGACUGCACCGUAUUGAGGGGAGGAUGGAUGGGGCCAUGUAUCGCGAGAUCUUGGCCAACAACCUCCUUCCCUCAGUAAGAGCAUUGAAGAUGGGUCGUGGCUGGGUCUUCUAGCAUGACAACGACCCGAAACACACAGCCAGUGCAACUAAGGAGUGGCUCCGUAAGAAGCAUCUGAAGGUCCUGGAGUGGCCUAGCCAGUCUCCAGACCUGAACCCAAUAGAACAUCUUUGGAGGGAGCUGAAAGUCCGUAUUGCCCAGCGACAGCCCCGAAACCUGAAGGAUCUGAAGAAGGUCUGUAUGGAGGAGUGGGCCAAAAUCCCUGCUGCAGUGUGUGCAAACCUGGUCAAGACCUACAGGAAAUGUAUGAUCUCUGUAAUUGCAAACAAAGGUUUCUGUACCAAAUAUUAAGUUCUGCUUUUCUGAUAUAUCAAAUACUUAUGUCAUGCAAUAAAAUGCAAAUUAAUUACUUAAAAAUCAUACAAUGUGAUUUUCUGGAUUUUUGUUUUAGAUUCCGUCUCGCACAGUUGAAGUGUAUCUAUGAUAAAAAAUUACAGACCUCUACAUGCUUUGUAAGUAGGAAAACCUGCUAAAUCGGCAGUGUAUCAAAUACUUGUUCGCCCCAAUGUACGUGGUUCUGAAUCUGAUUGCAGAGGCUGAGUGACACAGAGGCCAGAGGGAGUAUCAAGGGUUACAAGGUCAUAGUUCACGACACCCUGGCUGGGAAAUCUGAGGGCACCACCUCCAGUAAUAAUAUUUCAGUCCUGUCCUGCUCUCGCUGUGAUAUCACUGUCUACGCCCUGAACUCCAGAGGUUCCUCACCCCCUGCCCUUGUCACCAUUCCGCUCAGAGCAGGUAAGGCAUCUCAAUUUCCUCCCCCUUUUCUCCCCCUUUUCCUCCAUCUUCCUAUUCAAGAUUCAGACUCCUCUCCAGAAAAGUUAAUUCUUGAUAAGUGCACUUUGGUUAAGUUAUUUGUUCCACUUCUUUGCUUGUUUGAGUUAAAAGACAAUCAACAUUUACAAACCACAUAGACAUAAAUGUAACAUCCAUUUGACCAUAGUUGACAGGGAAGGGUGACUGCUCUACUGAUAGUGUCACACACUCAUCUCCCUUCACAGCCAAGCCCCCUCAGUGCGUGACUUGUAGAAAUCACAGUAACCACAGCGUCACCAUCUCCUGGCAGAGGCCUGUAACUGCAGGAGCAGCCAGUGGGACAGGGUAUGGGCCAGUAAUUGGCUACCUGGUGGAAUGGUUCCCUGUAGGCAGACAGGUGGAGGAGCUCAGGUGGAAGAGACUGGGUCCUAAUGAAACCCAUACUGUCAUUAGAGGUACGUGUAGCGGAUGGAUGGCCAGCUUAGAAUCGCAUUAGAUCUCAUUGGAUCCCUGAGUAAUGACACAGCCUGUUGAUCCCUCCUCUUGCUCUCAAUCCCUCUCUCUCUCGAACUCCACCCCACCCACUCUCUCUCCUGUGUGUAGAUAACAUUAAGCCGCUAAAGUGCUAUGAGGGAGCAGUUUAUGCUCUGUAUGAGCAGGCAGUGGGCAGGGCCCAGUUUGAAGACUUCCACACCUGGGAAUCAGGUAAGACAGGAGAUCACAAUUUUUUCUAAGGUUUCACAUCAAUGGAUCAGUGCCAGAGUUUGAUUCCUAUUUGUGGUGUGACUAUGUCCUGUAGUGCCGUCUGCGGGUCCGUCUGUCUACCAGCCGGUGGUGGAGGGGGACAGAGUGACAGUGUCCUGGUCAGAGGUCCCUCAGGGAGACAGGAGGGGCUGUGUCAUCAACUACGCCAUCUAUGUGGAAAACUCAGAGGGAAAAGAUGUCGGAAACUACGGUAUGGAGAAUAACUACCAAACACAAUGUGCAUUGUGUGUGUGUGUGCUGUGUUCAUGACCUGUGGUUGUGUUCCAGUCUGCAGUGCAUCAGAGAGGUCCUUCACCAUCAGGGGCCUGCCCUCAGCAGAGUACCGUCUAUGGAUGACCGCAUCGACCGCCUCAGGACAGAGCCCCAAAACCAGACAAUCUGUCCACUUUUUCAUCAAACCUCAAAGUGAGUGUAACAAGGUUGAAAGAGUGAAAACAAUGUUUCUUAGAAUAAUCUAGCUGAAACACUCUCAGUACUACCAUUCCAGUUAUGUGAAGUGUUACAGUAAAUACAGAAUGCCUAUGUUUAUACUGUAUAAUGUUUACACUGUAUGCUUAUUAUGUACCACUGUGGGUUUGCUUUCAGACAGCUGGCUGUAUACCAUGGUCCUGGUAGGGAUCACCUCCUUCCUGGUGUUCUUCCUGGUGUUCUUUGUCCUGCUGUGUCUGUACCAGGUCUCCUCGUUACGACAACGGUAAUACAGUAGGAACAGGAACAGCCUCUAGUCCUAAUGGGGAGUCACUAGACAGCAAUGAAAUGGAAAUAUUUAUUGACUGUGUUAUUAAGUGUGUGCUCUGUUCCUGACUCACUGUCAUUCUCUUCCAUGUUCUCUCCUCCACAGAGUCUCAACACUCGUCCACUGCCUCAUGCCAGAUAUCGUUCCUGAUCCGGCCAACAGCAAAUGGGCAAAGGAGUGUGCCAAAGAGAAGGUACAUGCAAGCACGCACGCACACACGUACACACAAACACACUCUGAAUACUUAAUUUGGAUCCACAGUGAUACAUUAUAGUCUUUCCCCUUCCCGUCUUCCCCCAGGGUGAGUUGACCCUACACCUCUACCUCAGUGAGUCCAGUGUCAGUGAAGAGGAGGAGCCAGACACUGUGGAGGUCCAGGAGCUGCCUGAGGGCAGCUGGAUCUCAGGGAACCCAGCACAGCGCACUGACAGCUCCAGAACUCCAGAGGGUGCCAUUCACCCCUCCUCACAAGUCCUCUUCAUGCCCCAGCAGAUCCCCGCGACAGACCCAUCAACAACAGCCUACUUCCAGAGCUCCUACCUCAAGAGCUUCUCCCAGGAGUCAGGCUCCUCAGGACAGACACAGGACUCCCAGGGAACAGAUAUGACUGUAGAAUACAUCUCAACACACGUCCUGGGGAGCAGAGAGGAGAAGGAAGAGGAAGGUCUGGAUGUGAUGGGAUUCUUCCCCUGUCCACAGAACCCCCUGAGCCCGUUCAUGAACCCUUUGGUGUCGUUCGGAGGGAAGCUGACUCUGGAUGCAGUCAGAAUCGACUGCAGUGAGUUCUUAGACUGAGGGGAUAGACAGACAGCCAUAUAAAAUAAACCCAGGAGCAUGUUGUGUAAAGACCCUGGAUUUGGUGAGUGCAUUGCAAGCACAUCCAAGUGCUAAAUUGAGAUAGCUUGCUUUGGGACCUGCCAGAAGGUUUGAACUUCAAUGCCGACCUCUGAAGUCUUAUUCUAGUUCAGUUAAUCAAGACCUGAAGAUGUGCUUCUAUGAACACUGAAUUACAUGACUGGAACUUUUCCAGACUUUUCCAAGAAAAUGAAAGUAUCAUAAUCUUGAUUGAAAGUACACUUCAGUCCAGGAAAAUGUUUUAUGUGGGUCUUUGAAAUCAGACCUAAAUGUUUUAAUUUCAGUGUAUCAUGACUAUGAUUCUCACUAACUAAUCAUUAUAAACAGUUAUAUUGCAUUACAGUACAAUAGUACACUAUCUAUCAGAGAGGGGAAACUACAAUCCUCGGGGGCCGGAGUGGUGUAACACUUUUUCACCAUAGCAAACACAGGUGAUUAC